AUGGUGUCAGCCAAGCCCCCAGUGAUUCUGCAGGAAGCCUGUGAAUAUGGCCCGAGUGCUCAGUCAAUUUUGCAAAGCUGUGAUGUUAGACAGGCACGUUGGCCCAGUCAGCUCCACUCCAGUCACAAAGAGGCAGACAUUCUUCAGACUCCAGGUGACUGCGAAGGGAUUAACUACGAGAGCUGCCACUGUUUGAUUCUGCCAUCAUUACUUAGAUCAUGCUUGUUUUCUCUUGCCGGUGUGGCACAUUACAACUUCAAGAAGAUUACGUUGGUGCUGUCAGCCAAGGACUUUAUUGACCUGGCAUUAUCCAAGACACAAUGAAAGACUCCAAUUGUUAUUCAUAAACAUUAUCAAAUUCAUCGAAUUCAACAUUUUUAUAUGAGAAAAGUCAAAUUUACUCAACAGAAUUACCAUGACAGACUGUCACAGAUUCUGUCCAAUUUCCCCAAAUUGGAUGAUAGCCAUCCAUUUUAUGCUGACUUGAUGAAUAUUCUCUAUUACAAGGAACACAACAAGUUGGCUCUAGGUCAAAUAAAUACUGCCAAAAACUUGGUGGACAAUGUUGCUAAAGAUUACAUGCGACUUAUGAAGUAUGGUGAUUCUCUCUACCGAUGCAAAAAGCUGAAAUGUGCUGCACUGGGACAAAUGUGUACAAUUAUCAAGAGGCAGAGGCAGAGUUUGGAGUACUUGGAACAAGUACGUCAACAUUUAUCCCUCUUACCAUCCAUUGAUCCAAAUACGAGGAGACUGCUUUUGUGUGGGUAUCCGAAUGUUGGGAAAUCCAGCUUCAUCAAUAAGGUGACAAGAGCAGAUGUGGAUGUUCAGCCCUAUGCAUUUACCACCAAGUCUCUGUUUGUCGGGCACAUGGAUUAUAAGUAUCUGCGCUGGCAGGCUGUAGAUACCCCAGGGAUUUUGGAUCAUCCUUUGGAGGAUCAGAACACCAUUGAGAUGCAGGCCAACACAGCCCGGGCCCACCUCCGAGCUAGAGUUCUGUAUGUGAUGGAUUUGUCUGAGCAGUGUGGACAUGGGUUGAAGGAGCAAUUAGAACUCUUCCAGAAUAUCAGACCUCUGUUUAUCAACAAGCUUCUUAUUGUUGUAGCAAACAAAUGUGAUGUGAAGAGAAUAGCUGAACUUUCUGAAGGAGAUCAGAAAAUAUUUCUAGACUUGCAGGCUGAAGGAUUUCCUGUCAUCGAGACCAGCACCUUGACUGAGGAAGGUGUCAUUCACGUUAAAACAGAGGCUUGUGAUAGGCUUUUUCAUCUAGUAGAAACGAAAAUGAAAGGAAAUGAAGUGAAUGAGGUUCUGAACAGAUUGCAUUUAGCUGUGCCCAACAAGAGAGAUGAAAAUGAGAGACCCCCUUUUAUCCCAGAGGGAGUGGUAGAUCGUCAGAAGAGAAUGGAGAUCUCAGAGCCCAAGAGGAAGAGGGAACAAGAUCUUGAGCUGGAAAUGGGAGAUGAUUAGAUUUUGGAUCUUCAGAAAUACUGGGACUUAAUCAAUUCAUCUGAGAAGUAUGAUAAGAUACCAGAGAUUUGGGAAGGCCACAAUGUUGCUGAUUAUAUCGAUCCUGCUAUCAUGAAGAAUUUAGAAGAGUUGGAAAAGGAAGAAGAGCUCAGAACAGCUGCAGGGGAGUAUGACAGUGACUCUGAGAGUGAAGACGAGGACAUAAUGGAAAUCCGACAGCUGGCGAAACAAAUUAGAGAAAAGAAGAAUUUGAAAAUUCUACAGUCCAAAGAGAAGAACACACAGGGACCUAGGAUGCCCCAGACUGCUAAGAAGGUUCAAUGGGCAGAUUUAGAGAAUGAGAUGCAUAGUCUUGGCGUGGACAUGGAUGAUAAAGACAAUGCCCACUAUGCAGUCCAGGCCAGAUCUCGGAGUGUCACCAGGAAAAGAAAACGAGAAGAGUCUGCUCCUUCCUCUUCCAUAGCCUGCAGUCGGAGUUGCUCUAAAACGCCACAUGAUGUUUCUGGUCUUCGGGAUGUCAAGACGGUGAAGAAAGCCAAGACGAUGAUGAAGAAAGCGCAGAAGAAGAUGAGUCGUUUGGGGAAGAAGGGGGAAGCAGAUAGACAUGUGUUUGAUAUGAAGCCCAAGCACCUACUCUCUGGGAAGAGGAAAGCUGGUAAGAAGGACAGGAGAUAAUGUCCUC
Rattus rattus (black rat) is the source of this 2146-nucleotide messenger RNA. Its product is annotated as nucleolar GTP-binding protein 1-like. Gene Ontology annotation, molecular function: GTPase activity; RNA binding; GTP binding. NCBI's taxonomy places the organism in Eukaryota, Metazoa, Chordata, Mammalia, Rodentia, Muridae. Gene Ontology annotation, biological process: ribosomal large subunit biogenesis. Gene Ontology annotation, cellular component: nucleolus. The record is from RefSeq and is a predicted model, not a curated record.